AUGAAGUCAACAUUAUUCCUCUGUCUAUUUUUUGCAGCUCCCUUACAUGCAGAAGAUCCCAAUACCUCUAUUGAAAGCGAAUACUCCAAAAUCUCCACAACAUGCUUCAGCUCAAGAGACCAUGAACUUCUAUUAGGAGACUUCAUAAAACAUGGCUCCGCACGCUUGAUUUCUUAUACUCUGUUUGGUUAUAGUGCGGCGACAAUUGGGCUUGAAGAGUUACGGAAGGCACUCGAUUUUGGGCCGGUUCGCCCAUGGACACGUUAUAAGUAUGGGGAACCUACUAAACAGGAACUGGAAUCAGCAUCAAGUUUAGAGGACUAUUACAACCUAAUUGAGCCGAUCAUUCAAAGUCUCGAUAAUGAUUUCUAUUUCGAGAAGAAUGUCCAUAUAGCGAUUGAUUAUUUGGAUAAGAGGCUUCCAUCGAUUCGCAACAUUUUUAGACGGAGAUUUGAAGAAGUGUCUAAAGGAUUGAAGAAGGAUAGAAAAUUAGUUGAUAUCAUGAAAGAUGAAUGGAUGGCGACGAAUAAAAAGAUUAGGAGAGCGAUUCUUGAAAUGAGGAGAAACGAUGACAAAUGUGUUGAGUGGAAUUGGUAG
Caenorhabditis remanei is the source of this 597-nucleotide messenger RNA. RefSeq lists its product as uncharacterized. NCBI's taxonomy places the organism in Eukaryota, Metazoa, Nematoda, Chromadorea, Rhabditida, Rhabditidae. Bases 1 to 597 code for a protein of 198 amino acids. The record is from RefSeq and is a predicted model, not a curated record. The transcript has 2 exons.